GUGCAGUACGCAAAUUAGCUUAUUUGAAGUGCAAAAUUAAAAGCGAAAUAUUGUCUAAAUCGUGCUAAAACGCGUGUGCUUGUGGUUUAUCCCGCAUUUCUUUUUCCAUAUUGGCUUACUUCUCGGAAAAUCCCGAGUAGUUGAUCUUUGAUCUGGAAACAUCUGAUUUUUAUAGAGUAAUGCGGGAAAAUAUAGCUCGUUUUGCAAGCGAUAUUGUAUAUUAAGGUUAUGGAGCGUACCUUCUUCAGUUGGAGAGCCCUGUAUACUACGGCAGUCAUGUCAGUCCCUCCUCGCCCUGACCCACCAGUCGUGGGCAAGGUAACACACAACAGUAUAGAGCUGUACUGGAAGGCACCUGAAGCUGUUGAACAAGGCCAGGGUGACAGCAGAGCACGUUAUUGUAUUCAGGAAGAAGAGCUGGGUCCAAAGUCUAAAGGAUUUGGCAACGUUUACUCAGGCUACAGUACAUCGAAUGUUUUUGAAGGUCUGGAGUCUCGCACACAGUACCGUUACAGACUGAAAUGUAUGAAUGAUUUUGGCUCAAGUGCGUGGAGUGCAGUGGUGACUGUAUCAACCACAAAGAAGCCACAAACCAGUGAAGACCUUCAAAGAGCUGUAACUAAGGGAGAUGUGGAAACUGUCAAGAAUAUCUUACCAGGAUUGAGCUGGCAAGCUGUUGAUUCACCAGACAAGUUUGGUUUGUCUCCACUCAUGAUAGCAGCCCAACGGGGGUAUGCGGAAGUUGCAAGAGUCUUACUGGAUAACGGUGCAGAUGUGAACUUUCAAAGCAGCAGUGGAAAGACAGCGCUGAUGAUGGCUUCCUUCUCAGGUAAUGUUGAUGUUGCGCAGUUGUUAAGACAACAUGGUGCCAACUGGGAAUUGCUUGACAAGACAGGUUCGACAGCGCUUCACUGGGCAGUAGAUGGAGCUAAUUUGGACAUGAUCCGCUGGAUGCUUCAAGACGGCUGUAGGGUGGACAUUAAAGACGAAACCUCAGGCUGGACGCCUCUUAUGAGAGUCGCUGCUGUCAGCGGUAACGCGAACGUUGCUAAGGUGCUGAUCCAUCAUGGAGCGAACGUGCAUACCAUGGACAAGGAAGGAAAAAGCACGCUUAUGAACGCCGCGCUCAAUGGGUUCGAGGCGUUGGUCAAGCUGCUUGUCAAGAAGGGUGUCUCUGUCAAGCUGAAAUCAGAGCACGGCAAAACGGCGCUGGAUUUUGCGAAAUCUUUUGAGCGCGAGCGCGUGAUUCACUUCCUGCAAGAGCAAGUGGAAGCUUUGAGGAAGGCGGACAAUGAACGCAAGCUGGCAGAGGCGAAAGAACGCAGGCAAAGCCGAGAACAAGUGGACGCGCACGAGUUGAAGUCGGUCGCAAACGGGGCGCAAAGCGUGCCCUCCGGAAAAGAAGGCGGUGCAGUUAUGUCGUAAUGAACGUCUUUGAAUGAUAUUUUGAUAGAAUUGGUUGAGAUCAAGGGAAUGCUUUCAAACGGAAAGUACACGUCAGAUCACUAGACUUGUCAAUGGUUGUGCAAAUUACUGCAAAAUGGGUUUUCGGUAUCUUUUGAGAAUUGUAAAAUUACCGUCACGCAACCAGUUUGCUUAUAUUGUUGUUUGCGGUGUUGAAAUUUAUCGUGUCGGUUUUUAAGGUUCAAAAAUAUAAUUAUUUUAAAUACUCAUUAAUAUAUUGUGUAAAUAUUAAAUUACCAUUGCUGUUAAAGCGAAGUUUAAAAAUAAAGCUUAAUUUAUGAAAUACGCAUAUGCGUUUCGUCUUAAUUUGUGUUAGAUUUGAAUAACAAUAAAUUGAAUGUUACCUUCCUGUGUGGUCCUUGCCGCCUGGUAUAACGGGGGAGGAGUGGGGUGGGACGAGAUGGGGUAGAGGAAACGAACAUGAAGCGCUGAUGCGCAGAGAUGUUAGCCCUCGAGCUGGCUUUUCGAGGGGCUUUUCGCUCUUCCCUUCUGUCUUUCCCCGCGAAGAGCCUGCUCGCAGACUACCGAGAUGUUUGACUGUUUGAGAGAUAGUUUCACCGUUUGGCGCAUGUGCAACAUCACUGAAAUGAGCAAUCUCGUUCCCUGAGUCUUCGUUCCCUUUGAUCAGCGGUCGGAAAACGAAAGCUCUGG
Messenger RNA from Orbicella faveolata, 2115 nucleotides. RefSeq names its product fibronectin type 3 and ankyrin repeat domains protein 1-like. Gene Ontology annotation, cellular component: nucleus. NCBI's taxonomy places the organism in Eukaryota, Metazoa, Cnidaria, Anthozoa, Scleractinia, Merulinidae. Gene Ontology annotation, molecular function: protein binding. Gene Ontology annotation, biological process: regulation of apoptotic process. The record is from RefSeq and is a predicted model, not a curated record.